Messenger RNA from Mobula hypostoma (lesser devil ray), 6128 nucleotides. RefSeq names its product S-phase kinase-associated protein 1-like. Gene Ontology annotation, biological process: SCF-dependent proteasomal ubiquitin-dependent protein catabolic process. Lineage: Eukaryota; Metazoa; Chordata; Chondrichthyes; Myliobatiformes; Myliobatidae. Gene Ontology annotation, cellular component: nucleus; cytoplasm. The record is from RefSeq and is a predicted model, not a curated record. Gene Ontology annotation, molecular function: cullin family protein binding. The transcript has 6 exons. The coding region runs from base 3464 to 4054 and encodes 196 amino acids.
UUAGUGCCAGGGUUGUGCGCGGAGCGGGGUUGGAUUAGUGGCGGGGUUGUGUGUGGUGGCUUCGGACAGUGAGGAUACCGGUAACUUCCCACGACAGGUGCAUGUUCGCUUGUUACUCAAUCCGUGGAGGAAAGGGUUUCAUUCCCCCAUUGUUCCCGUUAUCACUGCAGCAAGUGGUGUGGCUGUGGGCUGGCGAUAUUUACCUACCCUCGCCGAACCACCAUCCUGCACUCUCUGCCUCCUGUUGUUGCUAAUCCGUCUGCGGAGGCUGCUUUACAAUUGUUAAAACUGUCACUCCUUGAUGCCUUUUGUUGCAGUGUCUGGCUCCAUCAGUAGUUGGAAGUUAGACCAUGAAACGUUUCUUCAUGAAGAAGGAAAGUGGAGCUGAAGGAUGAAGAGCUGAAAGUUGUAGGCAGAGGAAGCCAAGAAGUUGAGCAAGUUCUUCAUGCCCUUCUUUGAAAAGCCCAGAACAAGUAGUUUGACAUGUUCCAUGGAGUCGCCUGCACCUGCUACAAGUUUGUUAGAAUCCGAAGGUGGAUUAAGUACAAAUGCGUCACAAGCCGAGGAGGAAGUCAAGUCAGAUAAAUCCGAGUAUGACGAGGUUAAGAGUGAGGCUGCCACAGAGAACGUGGACAUGACAGGAGGGGAAGACGAUGUUGGUGGCGGUGGUGACGUUGAGUUUAUUGACGAGAUUUUGCUCAACGAGAUUGAGCCUGACGACACUGAACCUAGUGAACUGGAUGGUGUCAAAGAGCCUCGAACUGUCAUACCAGAAGUGAUUGAACAGCAUGACACUGGACUUCUGAAGUUCAACAAGGAUACUGGAAAAGCAAUUCUGCCUGAUGUGUUGAGAACAGAAAUAAUAAAGCUGGGUUCGAAGUAUUUCCGGAACAGUGAGGGGCCUUUCCUACCAACAAAUAACUGCUCAAUGAACAAAACUUGGUUCAAGAGGAAAUUGGGAAAUGGUGUGUGAGGAAGUGACUCGCUCAUGGCUGGUCUAUUCCCCUUCUAAAAAGUCUGCAUUUUGUAUCUGUUGUCUUCUCUAUUCCCGGUCAGACCAUCAAUCCUCAUUGGAGCAGGAAAGUGGAUUCAACCAGUGGAAAGCACCUGAAAGGAUUAGUGUUUAUGAAAAUGCCAAGAAUCAUUGGGAAUGCUUCACACAGUGGAAAGAAGUGGAAAGAAAUUUAGCUGGAAACAGAGGAGUUAUUGACGCUGCAUUUCAGUCACAGAUUGAGAAGGAAAAGCAGAAGUGGAGUGAUAUCUUGACAAGAAUCCUUCACUGCAUAAAAUUCCUUGCGACUCAGAACCUGGCUUUGCGAGGACACAGAGAGUCACUUCAGCUAGACGAUGACUCCAAUGUGGGAAAUUUCCUUUGCUUACUGAAACUCUUUGACCCUGUCAUAAAAGAACACCUCAUUCAUUUGGAAAGUCAUCCUGGAUCCAUGUCUUAUCUUUCACCGGGUGUCCAAAACGAAUUCAUCCACAUGAUGGCAUCCACUGUUGGCUAGAGUUUACUGGAAGCAUUCGUAAAGCCAAGUACUUAUGGUCCCAUGUUCAACUCGACUCCUGAUCAGGCACACUGCAAGCAGCUGUCAGAAGUAGUGAGAUAUGUGGAAGUUGAUUUUCAGAGGAAAACAGUCCAUGUGAGAGAGUCCUUGCUUGGUUUUAUCCAGAUAAGCCAGAAGGACGCUGAGAGCUUGGUUGAAGACAUCUUGAAACAGCUAGAGAAGGAUGAAAUGGAGCUACAAGAUUGGCGGUCACAGUGCUAUGACAACGCUGCUGUGAUGGCCGGACCCAGAGGUGGUGAUCAUCAAAGAAUAAGUGAGAACAACAACUUGGCAGUGUUUGUGAAUUGCAACAAUCACUCACUCAACUUGGUGGGUGUACAUGCAGCCAAGCAGGAUACAAUAUUGGUCACUUUUUUGGAACCAUCGAAGUUCUCUGUGUGUUUUUCUCUCAUUCAACACAGUGCUGGGAAAAACUCAAAAAUGCUAUGCCUGUGGUUGUUAAGUCGAAGUCCAAAACCAGGUGGAGUGCAAGGACAGAAGCAGUGAAGCCCGUCAACAAGUACCUUGAGGAGAUACUUCAAGUUCUCCAGGACAUGAUAGACAUUGAAAACAAGGCCAGUGAAACAAGUAGUGAUGCAAGGCAGCUGUACAACUGCAUGUUGAGUUACGAUUUUCUGAUUUUGCUAGGAUUUUGGAACAAAGUACUCAUUCGUAUUGACCAUAUUCAAAAGAGGCUGCAGUGUCCUAGCAUGAACUUCCACGAUGCUCUCCUGGAUUUGAAAGCCCUCUGAGAUCAUUUUUAUGAUGAAAGAGAAGUGUUGGUUAGUGAGUCACUCAAGGAAGGCGUUGAUCUCUGUCAAGAAUGGAAUAUUGAAGUUGAAAGACGUCAGAGACAAAAGAAACGAAUGGCUGAUGAGAACUCGAGAGAUGCUGGGUUAACAGCUAAGGAGGAAAUGGAAAGAGUCAUGAAGGGAACACUCGACCGUCUUCACAGAGAAAUGGACGAAAGGUUUGCUCGUUUGCACAACACUGACGCCAAGUUUGGGUUCCUUCUCGGAUGUCGAGGGACUGCGUUACGGCGCUGACAGUAAUGACCUAAAGAAGAAGUGCGAAAGUUUGGGCGAAUUGUACAGCUCUGAUGUUGAUGGACAGCAGCUAUAUGAAGAAAUUUUGGAUUGCAGAAUGUUGCUAUCAAGGCGGGUCAACAUGAAAAUAUCAAGACCUGAAGAGCUUCUUGAAUUUAUUGUUCAGUAUGGAGAUGAGAGCGUCUUCCCCAAUCUUCGCAUUGCUAUUCAGAUAAUGCUAACCAUUGCAGUUCUCAUCGCCAGCUGUGAGAGAGCAUUCAGCAAGUUAAAACUCAUACUUUCUUAUUUGAGAGCCUCCAUGGGUCAAGGCAGACUCUGUGAUCUUGCUCUGCUGAGUGUAGAAAGAGAAGAAACUUAAAAAACUGACUUUGAUCACAUCAUAGACCAAACUGCAUCAGUGAGAGCAAGGACGGUGCAGUUAUAAUUUUCAUGUAGUGCCAUAAUUUGUUAAUUAAAAGGUUAACGAGCUUGACUUGUAUUUUUGAGCUGAUAUUAUGGUAAAGUUAUCUAAAAGAUGGGUGUCAGAUGUUUGGACAGGGGCGCAAUUUCAGUGCUUGACUUAGGCGCUAUUUUCGGUUGAUACGCCCCUGCCGGUAACUUCCCACGACAGGUGCAUGUUUGCUUGUUACUCAGUUCGUGGAGGAAAGGGUUUCAUUCCCCCAUCGUCCCCGUAGACACUGCAGCGAGUGAUGUGGCUGUGGGCUGGCGAUAUUUACCUACCCUCGCAGAACCGCCAUCCUGUACUCUCUGCCUCCUGUUGUUGCUAAUCUGUCCGUGGAGGCUGCCUUACAAUUGUUUAAGUUGUUGCUCCUUGAUGCCGCAUACACGAGGAAAUCUGCAGAUGCUGGAAAUUCAAGCAACACACCCAAAAUGCUGGUGAACACAGCAGGCCUGACAGCAUCUCUAGGAAGAGGUACAGUCGACGUUUCGGGCCGAGACUCUUCGUCAGGACUAACUGAAAGAAGAAGAAUGCCGGCCAUUAAGCUGCAGAGUUCGGAUGGAGAGAUAUUUGAGGUUGAUGUAGAAAUAGCAAAACAAUCCAUCACUAUAAAGACUAUGUUGGAAGAUCUGGGAAUGGAUGAUGAAGGUGAUGAUGAGCCAGUUCCUCUACCAAAUGUGAAUGCUGCAAUUCUGAAAAAGGUGAUCCAGUGGUGUACACAUCACCGGGAUGAUCCUUCACCACUAGAAGAGGAUGAAAACAAAGAGAAGAGAACUGAUGACAUACCUGUGUGGGAUCAGGAGUUUCUGAAAGUUGACCAGGGUACUCUCUUUGAAUUAAUUCUGGCAGCAAACUACCUUGAUAUCAAGGGACUGCUAGACGUAACUUGCAAAACUGUAGCCAACAUGAUAAAAGGAAAACCACCUGAAGAAAUUCGCAAAACUUUCAAUAUCAAGAAUGAUUUUACCGAGGAAGAGGAAGCACAGGUACGGAAGGAGAAUCAGUGGUGUGAAGAGAAGUGACCCACAGUAGGAAUGUACAACUCAGCGAAAAAGCUUUCCUUGCACCAUGUAUUAUAUCAUUAGCAGCCUGUGAUUCCUUUAAAUAGUAAUAAAUUGAGCUUGCAGUGUGCUCCAUGCAACCUGUUAGCGAGUAGCACAGUGACUAUUUAUUACUCCACUCCGACCUCGUUGAUCAGUGGAAUGUAAGUUGUAUAAAACUGGCAGCAUGACAGCAAUUACUAUGUUAAUUUGUAUUUAAAGUUUACUCUUUCAAUGACUUUUUUCAUGGCUACCUUUUACAAAAAAUCCCCAAAUGAUAUUUGAAUCAAUUUAUUGCUGGUUAUGGAUUUUUGCCCGUGUUUAUCACAGCGCAUGAAGUGCAUCCUCAGGAUUGUUGUCACACCAGUGAUCUCUUGAUGUAUUCUAUUUGUAUCAAAGAUGAUUUACGUUCCAUUCUUUUCCAGACUUUCUACAUAACCCACAGUUGGCAGAGAAAUGGAGAGGUGUGGUAGAACUGGUUUAAAAAAUCAGUGUUGAAAGAAUUAAUGGGAUGUAGAAUUCUUAAUGUGAUCUGUGAGCAUUUUUGGCCAACAAAACUCCACAAAUUGUACUGCUUCACUCUUUGAAUUUCUGAAUAUUAGUGUCGAACUGGCUUGUUCUUAUUGUGCUAUGGAGUACAGUUGCUUUGUUUCUUUUGUUUUCAAAAAGAAACUUCAUGAAAUAACUUGUAGUUUAUGUUUCAAAGGAGAGGAGCACUUAAAAUGGCUUGUUGCCCAUAUGUCUCUGGUAUUGCUCUUUUCUCCCAGGAAAAUGCUUUUGUGAUUAUGGGAGUAACAGCACCAGUGAUAACAGCUAUGAAUGUCCAGAAUAUUUUUUCAGGGGGAGGUGUCACAGCAAACAAAGAAAAUGGUCAUACUAGAUUUAUUGAUAUAAUCAAUCCAGGUUCAUCUGUUGAUAGAGUAAUUUAAUCUUGAAUGUUUACAUUAUUUAUGUACAGCACGUGCAGAAGUAUUGAGCACAUGUAUAUAGAUAGGGUGCCUAAGACUUGCACAGUACUGUAUUUGUCAACAUGGAGCAGAGAUCAAAUUUAUAAAUCUGGUGGGACCAAAGGAUGUUGGGAAUAGCAAAUGUGGAGUGCUGCGGAAGGGAGGGUGGCAGAGGAGUGCCAGGGGUGAAGGGUGGUGUGAAUGCAGACCUAUCCAGCCCUGAGAUACAGACUAAGUCAUUUGAUUCCAAACAAUUGGUUUAUUUAUCAUUGCAGAAUGUCUCUCUGGUGCUUCCUGCUCCCUCCACUCACCCUUCCUCUUUCCCCGGCCAUGAUUCCCCUCUCCCUGCCCUCUUCCCACUCUCAGUCCACAAUAGAGACCCACAUCAGAAUAGGGUUUAUCAUCACUCACAUUUGUCAUGGAAUUUGUUUUUUUUUGUGGCAUCAGUAUAGUGCAAUUCGUAAAAUUCUACAAUACUGUGCAAAAGUCUUAGGCACCCUAGCUAUAUAUGCCUAAAAUUUUUGCACAGUUCUGUAUAGCUGACGAAUUCCAAACUAGCAUUGUCAAUUCUUUUAUUGCAAAAAAUGGAAGAAUUGCAAUUCUGAAUGCAAUUCAGAAUCAGCAUGUGACCAAUGAAGAAUAAAUGUCAUAUCAACUAAACUUGAAGCCUUCAGAAACAUAAGAUUUUAAAAAAGGUGAUGGUGUGGAGUUGGGGUUCCUUUGAGGUGAUGUGUCUGAUACACAGAUUUUACAUUGCAAACUUAAAAUAAUUAAAGUGCUAGAUUGGAAGCCUCCUUCAAAUACAAUCACUUUUUUUUGGUCAUUAUUCAAGGGUGUUCUUUCACUUUUCAGAUUUGAUAAUCAUCAAUUUAGCUUUACUUCUGGUAGCUGUAGGCCCAAAUGCAAUGUGGGUCUUUUUUAAAUAUCUCUAGCUUGAAGUAGAGUUUGGUUUGUGCUAUCAACUUGAAUUGAUAAAUUAGUGGCUAAUUUUCUGGCUGUCUUGUGUUGAAGCAAUGCUAUUGCUGGUGGCCACCAUUGUGUAGAUAUUGACCGAAUUUAUCGACCGUAUGAAUCCUUAAGAUUCUUGCACCUUUUCAUUAAAGUUAAUU